GUUCCUCACUUGAUGCAAACAUCGACAUGUUUGUCAGGACAGUUUUUCUCCUCCACUUUGUUAAAUUUAUUCGAUGCAUGGAAAGUGAGAUUUGCUUUCCGAUUAGGCUGGAUGACGACAGGGAUGAUUUUAACAACGACUUGGAUAUCAGUGUUAGAAAGCGUGUCAUGAAGAUACAGGCUUUCCAGCAAGAAUUAGUGAUCGAUUUACAGCAAGAUUCAGAUUUCAUUGCUCCCUCCAUCUCUGUCCAAGACGGGUUUUGGUUCUCCAACACUGAUGUCAGCACUGACUUGAGAGGGUGUUUUUACUCUGGAUAUGUGAACGGUGACAGAGGUUCAUAUGCUGCUUUAAGCCUCUGCAAGGGUUUGAAUGGUGCCUUUGGCUUCCAGGGUUGGGAAUAUUUCAUCCGCCCGGUGCGCAAUGACACCCGGAGCGCACAAGACGCGCACGUCGUCCGACGCAGACCCAGCAACGACCUCAAGCAGAACUCCACUUCCAGGUGCGCGGUGGAGAGCGAUCUGAGCCCCUUAGAUGCGCAAUCCCUGCAGAAAUACAAGCAGACGACGGACCUCAACAAUGUGACCGAAACGAUGCUGAAGAAGAUGGGCAGAGCGAAAAGGUUCGCGUCUGUCCCCCGGUACGUGGAGACGCUGGUGGCUGCGGACGAGUCCAUGCUGAGCUUCCACGGGGAUGACCUGAAGCACUACCUCUUGACGCUGAUGUCGGUCGCAGCGAGGCUGUACAGGCACCCCAGCAUCCUCAACUCCAUCAGCAUCACCGUGGUGAAGAUCGUGAUUAUAUCCGAGGAGGACAAAGGUCCCAAAGUGUCCGGGAACGCAGCCAUGACGCUGCGUAACUUCUGCACCUGGCAAAAGAAGAUGAACAAACACAACGACAAGCACCCGGACUAUUGGGACACAGCUAUUCUCUUUACAAGACAGGAUCUUUGUGGAGCCUCCACCUGCGACACUCUCGGCAUGGCAGACGUUGGCACCAUGUGCGACCCGAAGAGGAGCUGCUCUGUCAUCGAAGACGACGGCCUGCCCUCAGCCUUCACCACCGCUCACGAGCUCGGCCAUGUGUUCAACAUGCCACAUGACAACGUGAAGGCCUGUGAAGACGUGUUUGGAAAGCUGCAGGAAAACCACAUGAUGUCCCCUACGCUCAUCCAGAUCAACCGCACCAGUCCCUGGUCUCCUUGCAGCGCUGCCAUCAUCACCGAGUUUCUGGACAGCGGACAUGGGGAUUGUUUGCUCGACCAGCCUCAGAAAACAUUAGCUCUUCCAGAUGUGCUGCCCGGUUCCUCCUACGACCUCGACCGUCAGUGUGAGCUCGCCUUCGGGGAAGGCUCCAAGCCGUGCCCUUUCCUGCAGCCGCCAUGCAGCCGGCUGUGGUGCACAGGRAAGUCCAGCGGCCAUCUGGUGUGCAUGACUCGGCAUUUCCCCUGGGCAGACGGGACCCGCUGUGGCGACGGGCAGGUCUGCGAUCGAGGCGUCUGCUCUGACAGACAGCUACAAACUGUGAAGCUGGAUGGUCGUUGGGGUAAGUGGGGUCCAUUCGGUUCCUGUUCCCGCACAUGUGGAAGCGGGGUCCAGCUGUCUAAACGGGAAUGUAACAACCCCGCCCCUUCAAAUGGGGGMAAAUACUGCCAAGGAGUGCGGGUCAAAUAUCGCUCCUGCAGCCUCAACCGCUGCCCUGAGACAGAUAAGACUUACCGAGAAGAGCARUGUGAGACCUCUGGYCAGACUUUCAGCAGUAACCGUGUUGCCCAGUCUGUGGUGUGGGUGCCAAAAUACUCUGGAGUUUCACCAAAGGACAGAUGCAAACUCAUCUGCAGGGCGAACGGGACUGGCUACUUCUACGUACUGUCUCCCAAGGUUGUUGAUGGGACUCCAUGCUCGCCAGACUCCACAGGCGUUUGUGUCCAAGGAAAGUGCAUCAAAGCUGGAUGUGACAGAGUAAUUGGCUCCACAAAGAAGUUUGAUAAGUGUGGAAUCUGCGGAGGCGACAACAAGAGCUGCAAGAAGGUGUCGGGACUCUUCACCAAGCCUGUGCACGGCUACAACUUCGUUGUCAUGUUGCCAGUGGGUGCUGCCAAUGUGGACAUCCGUCAGCGAGGCUACAAGGGAAUGAUGGGUGAUGACAACUACUUGGCAGUGAAGAACAGCAAGGGGCAUUACCUUCUCAAUGGGAAUUAUAUUGUGUCCGCUGGCGAGAGAGACAUCAUUGUAAACAACAGCCUGUUGCGCUACAGCGGCACCACCGGCCUCUCCGAGACCCUGCAUGCCGUGAAUCCCCUAGGAGAGGCCUUGACCGUGGAAGUGCUGUGUGCAGGCAAGAUAACGCCUCCCCGCAUACGCUACUCCUUUUACCUUCACCGUCAGACCAAGGAAGACAAAAUGCUGAAGAAGGGGGAGCGUGCAAAUUCAGAGAACAGCGUCCUGACAAAAGACGAAAUGAAGAAGGACGAGGAAGACAAUCUUAAAAGCUCUUACAGCAAGAUGAAUGCGCCUGUCGGGAAAUGGAUAUCUGCACCCUGGGAAGAGUGCUCGGUGUCCUGCGGYCGUGGUUUCCAGAGGAGAAUGGUGCAGUGUCUAAAAUCAGAUGGCAAGCCAGGGCUGGACUGUGAUUCUUCACAAAGACCCUCUGCCACCAGGGUUUGUGGAGACCCUUGUGCUGACUGGCAUAUUGGGCAGUGGUCUCCCUGCUCCAGAACCUGUGGGAAGGGCUUCAAAAGACGACCUCUCCACUGCAAAGACCAGACUGGGCUUCUGCUCCCCAGGGAUCUUUGCAAGGGCUUACGUAAACCUCAGGAGCUGGACUUCUGUAACCUAAGCUCUUGUCAGUAACGUGAAACUAUAUAUUAAAAAAAUAAWAUUGAUAAUAAAUAAAAUUCUGUGUUUCAAAGGAACCAAAACGAACCCACUAGCUAGUAUUACACCAUAUCUAGUGGUUUCAGCUGUUGCAUCCUGCAUUGUUGGACUGCCAGAGGAUAUUAAUGGAGAGUGCUCAGAAGAAAAACAAGAACAUGAAAGAGCAGCAGCCAAGGAAUGAGUUCUGGCAGAUCAGUUUCAGUGACAUCAGUUUKGCUUUCAAAAUAAAUCACCUCGCUGUAGCUUGAUGAAAGCUAUGCAAUUUGAAAGUCAAAUAAAACAUAGAUUCCCUGCACUGCUAGUUGAUACAGAAUGCCCAUCUUUAAGCAAUCAGCCUAUUUUACCAGUGAGUCUGCAAUUCAUUUUAUGUCACAAUAGUUUAAUUGCACAGACGUCAGAGUUUUAGCUAUACCUAAAACUAUUGGUGAAGUCAGCUGGGUGUCAAAAAAUMUGCAAAAUUAUCUGAACCGACAGCUGGCAAACUUUUGAUAUUUCCUGACAGUGUCKUCAUUCAAUCACAAAAACAUCAUGGAAUUCACAGAGUUAURCGGAUACUGCUGUAGCAACAGUUAUUUAUUAGCAAUAUAGUAAUUAUGUUUCCAGCUCAACAGAAUCAGAAAAGGUUAAUGACUGUCAACGGCAUUGAUAGGACACUUAAUUUUUUCCAGCAAUUUAAAGGCAAAUCUUCAUUAUGUGGUUAAUUAUGUUCCAAUAAUCUAAAAUAUUGGUUUGAGAUCAGUGCUCUGUUAUUGCUCAAUACACCUUUAAAGCUAAURUACUUCCAUAUCAAGUCUGUAUUCUUCAUACAUGAUUUUUCAAAAUUUGAUGUCUUCAAUAAGAGAUGCUGGUGACUGGAAUUGACUAAUUUUGAGCUCAACAGCUCAAAMUUUUUGAUUGACCAGUCAGAAACUGAAAAAAUGUGUAUUUUUCUCCAACCAGCACCAUGAUAUGCUCUGUAAUGGUGUUAAUGAGUGAAGGAGAAUUAGGGUUCAGUAUUACUGAGGUGUUUAAAAUUUUGUCACAGAGAGACAAACCUAAGAUGUUUGCAGUUUAUUUAGGAUGUGAAAGAGCAAAAUUUAAAAUGGGUAACAGUAAGGCCCAACCGCAUACACCRGAGUAUUACAUUUAUCCUAUAUAUAUUAUAUUUAACUGAUAGAACAUUUGAAAAUGUUGGCAAUCUUCUGGAAAUCAUUUGGUCAAGCUAAAGAUCUAAAUUCUCUUGAAUAUGCACAAUGAGACUGAUGAGUCGGUUAUUAAUGCUAACCAUGCUAAUUGUUAGCAUAAAAUGCUAAACUGUGUAGUCAUUUUGUCUUUGUUUUAAAUAGUAAAACUUGUUUUACGAUGACUGCCCUUUUAGUGAUGUGGUCCAGUAAUGGGAAUGUUUAAUAAAAGUCAGGGUUGAGUUGUAAAAAUAUCUUUGCUCUUAUUCUUCUAGUUUUUAAAGAGAAAUUGGUUAAAAAUCCUUAACAGUAUUUCAUAUCUCAGAAAUCUCAAAACAAAUUUUUAAUUGCAUCUCCUCAGCUGAUUUUUCUAUUUGUGCAUAGUUGUAACACUAGCUAAAAUGUUAUUAAAUACUGAAGAAACCUUUGGGUCAUUUCACGUCUCCACCGAAUUUUAAGCUCUUUUUCUGUACUGAUUGUGUUUGUCAGAUAUCAUUUUAGAAAGUUUGAUCGUUAGAGCAACUYUUGAAAACACAUCUUCCUGACACAAAUUAAUAAAUAAAAAUCAARCCUCUCAAUUUCCCUGACACAAUACAAACUGGUAAACAUUCACUCAUGUAUGAAAAAUAUGGACUUCUUUAGAGCCAUUAAUCUGCGACCUUCGUUUGACCUCCGCCAUUUGUCUUCACUGUUCAAUGUCAUCACRUCCGAAAGCCUGUUAUGUCAAGCCUGUCUGGAACAGAAACCGCAAAUAAUUUAAGGUCAAUAAAAUAAUAAAACACAGAGGGAAUGUUGUUAUCCUUGUAUAUCGUUAUUCCUGGCCCCAGAGUCUGAGCUAACUUGUUUUUCCUGAAUGCUAGAUGUAAUCCUGCCAUUUGUUAUAAACUUCUUUUUUUAAGAGGCCAGAUUAAACAACCCUAUAAUAUAAGAUCCAUCUUGCAACCAACUACAAGAUGGGUGUUAUAUUAGUGUUAGUCGUUUAUAUUUUUCUAUGUUCUUAAUCAGCUUUUGCACUUUGUACAGCAAAAGAAAACAAUGACUUACAUGAGCUGUACUGUAUACUAUGUAUACAUUUUCUCAGCUCUGUGCAAAAAGAUUUUUUUUUUCACAUGUAUUUGUAAUUGUCUUUGACUUCUGCAUAUUUAUUCCAAAAUAAAGCAAUUAAUUGAAAGA
Molecule: messenger RNA, 5206 nt
Organism: Poecilia reticulata (guppy)
Lineage: Eukaryota; Metazoa; Chordata; Actinopteri; Cyprinodontiformes; Poeciliidae
Gene: adamts15a
Product: ADAM metallopeptidase with thrombospondin type 1 motif, 15a
Biological process (GO): proteolysis; extracellular matrix organization
Molecular function (GO): zinc ion binding; metalloendopeptidase activity
Source: RefSeq, a predicted model, not a curated record